Messenger RNA from Hibiscus syriacus, 2064 nucleotides. Its product is annotated as zinc finger RNA-binding protein 2-like. Bases 79 to 1908 code for a protein of 609 amino acids. The transcript is spliced from 2 exons. Lineage: Eukaryota; Viridiplantae; Streptophyta; Magnoliopsida; Malvales; Malvaceae. Gene Ontology annotation, molecular function: nucleic acid binding; zinc ion binding. The record is from RefSeq and is a predicted model, not a curated record.
ACAUAACACUUUUCCCCAUUUUGUUUCUCAUUUUAAUCUACAAUUUUCUUUCGUUGAAAGAAAAGGUGCAGAAGAACAAUGAAAUUCCCGGCGGAGCAGCAGCAGCAGGCAUAUCAAUAUGAUUCUUCACAGUACGAUCAUCAAUCUGCCGCCUCAUACUACGCCUACGCCAAUCAACAGCACCAGCAACAAUACCAGUAUUACCCUCCUCAAGAUUAUUAUUCCCAACAUUACCCUCAGUUUUAUCAAGAACCCGCUCCGAUGCACCCUCCCGGUGUUCCCUUGGACCAAUCUGUCCACCACAAUCAGCCCGCCGUUUAUUAUCAACCGCAGCCUGCGGUGGAUAUUCAACAGCAUCCAGUAAUCCCGGUCCCAGGUUCGGAUUCCGCCGGUGCAAUGGCGAGUUUUGUGGGGAAUAACCCGCCUCCUCAGAUACAAACUACUUAUAGGGGUGGAAGAAGGGGUGGUAAGCCUUUUAGAGGAGGCGGCCGGGGUCAUGUUCGUAACCGUGGCAUCAGACCUGAUGGCUCUGCACCUUCUCGUAGGGGUCGACGUAGUGGCAGCCUGCACUUUGCUUCAACUGGUGUGACAUCAACAAUUCCAAAUACUGUAUCGGAGCCAAGUGCUGCUGCAAUGCCACCUUCAACAUUAGUUCCUGGUCAAGCUACAUUGCCGCCCCAAGUGCCUGCUGCUCCAGUCUGGCCGCCUCCACGUAUGGCUUGGUGUGAACUUUGCAGAGUUGAUUGCAACACACCAGAAAUCCUGGAGCAGCAUAAGAAUGGAAAGCGACAUAAGAAAAACAUGAAGUUACAGGAAGAGAUGCAGAGGGUGAACAAAGUCAUUACUCCACAUCUAAGUGUGCAAGUGCCCAAUACAGGAUCAGAAGUUGCUCAAUCCAAGAAAGUUGAGGGAUCUGACCAGGAAAAGCAACAUCAACUGGAAGCUUUGUCGUCCUUGCCAACUACUGACGACAAGGAGAAAGAAACUGAGCAGCAGAAAGACAUAACGAAUAAGUCUGAAGCAUCAAUUAUUGGUCCUGCAUCAACUAACAGGAAAUUAAACGGUCCAUCUGAAGCUCGGGGACGUGGUACCAAGCGCAAGAUGAGGGGGGGACGAGGGGGUAAACAUAAGAAAAGCAAUGAAGGACCUCGAAGACCAGUUGAGCCUCCCAAGCCAGUAGGAGGUAUUCCCUUUUUUUGUGAGUUGUGUAAUGUCAAGUGUGAAUCUCAGGUGGUUUUUGACAGCCAUUUGGCUGGGAAAAAGCACACUGCAAAUAUGAAGAAGUUUCAAGGGCACCAGGCUUUGUAUGGAGAAAAAGGGCUUCAGGCACUUUAUCCUCCUAAUUUGAAUGCUCCAUCAUCUUCCUUCAUCCCCCAAACCCAACAAGAUUUGACUGACCCACAAGUUGUUUUAGCUCAGCUGUUGACUUAUGUCCUUAGUCAAGCUCAGGUCCCUGGGUUAGCAGCAGCCCCGCAGGUACCUCUACCAUCAGCAACAUUGGUACCAUCACAAAUACCAUUAUCGAGUUCAGAAAUGCAACAUCUGCAUCAAUUCAUUCAAGGUUCAUUGGUCACAUCAGAAACGAGCAGGGAAGUGUCCCUGAAGGCAGAAACUGAAGCACCACCAUUUGCAGGAAAUAACAAAGCUGUGUGUCAAACUUCAGAAUCUGAAAAGAAUGAUAUGAGUCAGCAACAAACUAUCGUUGCAUCUACAGGAACUGAUGUUAAGAUGGGGGAUGGAGCUUUAGUCUUGGAGAAUAAGCCCGACAUUUCUGGCAUCGAUAACCCUAUUUGUGCAACAUCGUCAACAUCAGAAAAAGAUGCGAAAACAGAGCCAGUAUCUAACAACAAUUUGGGGGAACUAGGGGAAGGGUCAAAAGAGGCUGAUCUGGAGGAGCAAAAGGAAUAACCUGCUGGGUUGAGCAAAAUUCUGUUUCACUUCACAUUUCUGUCUUAAUUUGGCAAUGUAGAAGUGACGUGAAGGGAACAGUAUAUCUUUUUAUUGUUCGAAGCUAGUAGAGCAAAUACUGAGCAUAAUAAAUUAGUUAACUCGUACUUUUUACAA